AUGUUGUUAGAAACGCUCUCAUACGGGGUUGGCCUGUACCACUCGGGCUUGUCUGCUGCUGAACGUCUGCUGGUGCAGCAGCUGCACUCCAGCGGGGCCAUUCAAGUUGUAGUUGUUGCGGAGGAAUCUGCAUGGGGCCUUCAGAUGAGCUCCCAUCUGGUUGUUGUUGUCGACACCAAACGAUUCACGGAGAACGGGUACGAAGACUACCCCAUUGCAGACGUGCUGCAGAUGUUGGGCCGGGCGACUCGCCCUGGUAUCGACAAGCAUGGGUAUGUGGUGCUUCUCUGUCCAUCGAGUAAGAGGGAAUAUUAUAAGAAAUUCAUAUUUGAGCCGUUGCCUAUUGAAUCACAACUUGAACAACACUUGCAAGACCACGUCAAUGCUGAAGUUGUACUGAAAACCAUCGAAAGCAAACAGGAUGCCGUCGACUGGCUCACCUGGUCUUUCCUGUACAGAAGGCUUUCCAAGGCAAGUUGA
Eimeria mitis is the source of this 480-nucleotide messenger RNA. RefSeq lists its product as uncharacterized. The record is from RefSeq and is a predicted model, not a curated record. The coding region runs from base 1 to 480 and encodes 159 amino acids. Gene Ontology annotation, cellular component: nucleus. The transcript has 2 exons. NCBI's taxonomy places the organism in Eukaryota, Apicomplexa, Conoidasida, Eucoccidiorida, Eimeriidae.